Nicotiana tabacum (common tobacco) is the source of this 2706-nucleotide messenger RNA. RefSeq names its product G-type lectin S-receptor-like serine/threonine-protein kinase CES101. Gene Ontology annotation, molecular function: protein serine/threonine kinase activity; ATP binding. Gene Ontology annotation, biological process: protein phosphorylation. Gene Ontology annotation, cellular component: plasma membrane. NCBI's taxonomy places the organism in Eukaryota, Viridiplantae, Streptophyta, Magnoliopsida, Solanales, Solanaceae. The record is from RefSeq and is a predicted model, not a curated record.
UUUCCUACAAGAAACAUGUCCAGAUAUCAUUUGUACUCAGAAAAAACUUUGAAAAAAUCUUACUGAAAAAUGUUUCAAAUCAUUGACUAUUCUGAGUUGCACUUUUGGCUUUGAACAACCGAAAAGAGAUGAUCAUACUAUUAUUAUCUGCAGCAACUGUUUUUUUUUUUUGGUCUCUAGCUGCCAAAAUGGAAUCUUUAGCCAAUUACAUCUUCUUCCUCAUCUUGACCUUAUUCUGCCGCAAAAAAUGUAUCAUUAACCUUUCAUCUGUAGCUGCAAUAACCUCAAUGAAGCCUGGUGAUGAACUCAAUCACUCACAAGUACUUGAUUCAGAAGGUGGAAAGUUCAAGUUAGGAUUUUUCUCUAUCCCACAAACGAAUAAAAAUUAUCUUGGAAUAUGGUAUGCAGGUGAUCCACAAGAUAAGAAAUUAUGGAUAGCCAAUCCGAAUACACCUAUAUUGAACAACUCAGGAUUGCUCACCAUAGAUUCUACAGGAAUAUUGAAAAUCACCAGUGGAGGGAAGACAGUUGUGAAUAUUGCCCCUCCUUUAUUGACAGGAAGUUUAAUAGCUAGGCUUCAAGAUUCUGGAAAUUUUGUGCUUCAGGAUGAAACUCGGAAUAGUACUUUAUGGCAAAGCUUUGAUCAUCCUACCGAUUGUCUUUUGCCUGGUAUGAAGCUUGGUUAUAACCUUACAACAAAGCAGAAUUGGACUUUAACUUCUUGGUUGAGUAGUUAUAUUCCGGCCUCGGGGGCUUUUACUUUAAGUUUGGAGUCCAUUCAAGAUGCAUUUCAGUUGGUUAUACGUCGAAGGGGCGGGGUUUAUUGGACUAGUGGAUCUUGGAGAAAUCAAGGUUUUCCAUUCUUAACUGCUUUGAAUGAUUCUUUUAACAGAUAUCAGUAUAAUCUCAGCUUGGUGUCUGAAAAAGAUGGCGUGUUCUUCCAAUUUGAUGCUCCAGAAGGAAGUUUCCCAAGUCUUGAGUUCUCUUCAAAUGGGGCUAUUAUUGGCGGUGGUGAAGACGGUCGUAUAUACGCGCUUUAUAAUGAAUUCUGUUAUGGUUAUGAAAGUGACGAUGGUUGUGUCUCUACUCAGUUGCCUGAGUGCCGAAAGGAUGGAGAUAAAUUUGAGCAAAAGAGUGGAGACUUUAUUGAUAGAUCUUAUAAUAACUAUUAUGAUAAUGCAAGCAUUAGUCUUGGUGAUUGUAUGCAGAAGUGCUGGGAGGACUGCAGUUGUGUUGGCUUCACCACCAGCAGCGCUGAAACAGGAUGCGUGAUUUGGAGCGGAAAUGGAGAGUUUCAAGUCGAUGAGAGUGGUAACACAGUGAAAAAAUAUGUUCUGGUUUCAUCAAAAUCAUCUAAAAGAAAACAAAAAACUUGGAUAUGGAUAGUGAUUGUUGUAGCUGUUGUUAUCCCUUUGCUUAUAUCUGGUUUCAUCUUCUACAUUAUAAUGAGAAGACGCAAACUACAAGAUGAGAAAGAAAAGGAGGAAGAGUAUAUACGUGAGUUGAAAGCGUCAGACAGCUUCAACAACACAAAUUUGAGAGAAGAAGAUGGAAGGGAAGUACAUAAUUUGAAGAUAUUUAGCUUUGGAUUCAUAUUGGCAGCCACAAACAACUUCUCGAUUGAAAACAAGCUCGGAGAGGGUGGUUUUGGACCUGUUUAUAAGGGAAAAUUUCCAGAUGGGAGAGAGGUUGCAGUCAAGAGACUUUCAAGGACAUCAGGUCAAGGGAUUGAGGAGUUCAAGAAUGAGCUUAUACUAAUUGCCAAAGUUCAGCACACAAAUCUAGUUCGAGUUAUAGGAUGUUGUAUUCACGGAGAUGAAAAAAUGUUGCUAUAUGAGUACAUGCCCAACAAGAGCUUGGACUUCUUCCUCUUUGAUCCUGAAAGAAAGAAGCUACUGGAUUGGCAGAAACGUUUUGACAUUAUUGAAGGAAUUGCUCAAGGAUUGCUCUAUCUUCACAAAUACUCAAGAAUGAAAGUGAUACAUAGGGAUCUUAAAGCUAGUAAUGUGCUGUUGGAUGAAAACAUGAAUCCCAAGAUAGCUGAUUUUGGUUUGGCAAGAAUUUUCAAACAGAACGAGACGGAGGCAGUGACUCGCAGGGUUGUAGGAACAUAUGGUUACAUGGCUCCCGAGUUCGCCAUGGAAGGAGCAUUCUCAAGCAAGUCUGAUGUCUUCAGUUUUGGAGUCUUAAUGCUUGAAAUUGUGAGUGGUCAUAGAACUACUAGGUUAAAACAAUUUGAUCGCCCACUCAACUUAAUAGGUUAUGCAUGGGAACUAUGGAAGGAAGGGUGUGCAUUGGAAUUGAAGGAUCCAGCUCUUGGAGAUCUGUGUGACACUAAACUGUUAUUACGAGUUAUUCAUGUCGGACUGUUAUGUGUACAAGAAGGUGCAACAGAUAGGCCAACAAUGUCUGAUGUUAUCUCAAUGCUUGGUAAUGAAAGUAUGGCAAUGCCUCCUGCGAAACAACCAGCAUUUUUCACAGGAAGAAAUGAAGCUGAAUCAAAUUCAUCUGGAACCAAAGCAGAACAAUGUUCGGUUAAUGAUUUGUCCAUCAUUGUCCUUGAAGCAAGAUAAGACUUCUGACACAUUCUGUUGCUGUAAUUGGAUUGCAGAUAGAUCAUCACUUAAGUUUCAUCUGCUCAUUGUGCAGAGCACAGUAACUAUACAAGAAAAACAUGUGUCCUUGUGGUAUGAAUCAGUUAACUUU